Messenger RNA from Populus trichocarpa (black cottonwood), 1015 nucleotides. RefSeq lists its product as uncharacterized. Gene Ontology annotation, biological process: ceramide metabolic process; negative regulation of ceramide biosynthetic process; intracellular sphingolipid homeostasis. The transcript has 3 exons. The coding region runs from base 218 to 682 and encodes 154 amino acids. The record is from RefSeq and is a predicted model, not a curated record. Gene Ontology annotation, cellular component: endoplasmic reticulum membrane. Lineage: Eukaryota; Viridiplantae; Streptophyta; Magnoliopsida; Malpighiales; Salicaceae.
GAACCCUGCCCAUUCCCACCCGCACCAAAACACCACCCCCCCCCCCCCCUCAAUUCUUCGAAGUCACAAUCUUGAAACCAAGAGGAAAAUCCCAUCUUCAAAAUCUGAUAAUUUUUUUUUUCUCGUCACCAAUUCUUGAUCUUUUCUUUUCUGGGUUUCCUCAAAUCUCUUUAUUAACCUCAUUCUCUAUCGAUUUCCAACAAAGAAGACCAAAGAAAUGUACGUGAAAGCUGAGCCAGCGACAGAUGUGAAUAGGAACACGGAGUGGUUCACAUAUCCAGGAGUUUGGACAAUUUAUAUGCUCAUUGUUUGCAUGUCUUUGCUUCUUGUUCUUUCCAUCUUUGGUUGUUCUGCUGGGAUGGCCUGGACUAUUGUCCAUCUUUGUCAUUUUGCUGUUACAUAUCACUUUUUUCACUGGAAGAAGGGAACACCUUUUGCUGACGACCAGGGUAUCUACAAUGGAUUGACUUGGUGGGAGCAAAUAGAAAAUGGCAAGCAACUCACACGCAACAGGAAGUUUCUGACAGUUGUACCUGUAGUGCUGUAUUUGAUAGCCUCGCAUACAACAGACUAUCAAAACCCAAUGCUCUUCUUCAACACAUUGGCUGUAUUUGUGCUGGUUGUUGCUAAGUUCCCACACAUGCACAAGGUUCGCAUAUUUGGAAUCAAUGCUGAUCAUUGAACUUCGAAGAAUUCAUGCUUGGUUUGCUCUAGCCAUUAGGAUUGACCUUUUUUGCAUUCCAAUGUAACGGUAAUAUCCCUGUACAGAUACUGAAACUGGAAGGGUUAUUAUUUCUUUUUCUAUUUUAAUGGAGUGAAUAUGUAUACAUCACUAGGUCACAUGCUGGAAGAAUAGUGUCCUCUUGUGCCAGCUUAUGCGUUUUAUGUAUGCUUGAUAGAAGAUAGAAAAUCUUCGUAAUACUGUUUCCGUUUCCCCCUGUAUGGUUGCUCACUCAAGCCAUUUAAUAAAUACCGCCCAAGAGGGGUGAAAGUGAAGCUGAGCUUUGAUCUUGGA